AUGUCCUUCAACGAGAUUAAGGGCCGUCUAGCUCUCAUUACCGGCGCAUCAGGAGGAAUCGGUGCAGCUUGCGCACAUCAGCUUGCACAGCAUGGAGUCCACCUCGCCCUGACCUACUCCACCAACUUGGCAGCGAUGCAAACCAUUGUCACAGAUAUACAAUUCAAGCACACCGAGCACAAGCUUCGCAUAUCAAUCCACCAAGUUGAUGUUGGAACUGCAAGCCAGAUUGAGAAGAUGUUUCAGCAAAUCGACGCUGAACACGGCCAACGACCUGAUAUCCUAGUCUCGAAUGCUGGUUAUGGGAAACGGAUUCCUGACGUGUCAGAGAUUCCACUAGAGGAAUUUGAUUACACCAUUAACAUCAACCUUCGCGCUUCGUUUAUCCUGAUCAAAGGUGUAGUAGAUCAUAUGAAGUCCCAGAAAUGGGGACGUAUUAUCUUUAUGUCCUCAAUCGCUGCACAGGGGGGUGGAAUUAACGGAUGCCACUACGCAGCCUCUAAGGGUGGUCUCACCGGUAUGAUGAAGAACCUCUCGACUCGCCUUGCGGAGUACAACAUUAGCGUUAACGACGUUGCACCGGCUAUGAUUGGUGAUACGGGCAUGCUUUCCAAUGCUGCAGCAUUCCCUGAGGUGGCGGCAAGUAUUCCACUCGGCCGACUAGGAACGCCAGAGGAAACGGCGAAUGUUGUGACAAUGCUUGUGAAUACUGGAUAUAUGACGGGCCAGAGUCUGCUUCUGGCUGGUGGGCUGAAAUGA
Molecule: messenger RNA, 759 nt
Organism: Penicillium canescens
Lineage: Eukaryota; Fungi; Ascomycota; Eurotiomycetes; Eurotiales; Aspergillaceae
Product: SDR family NAD(P)-dependent oxidoreductase
Exons: 3
Coding region: 1-759 (252 amino acids)
Molecular function (GO): oxidoreductase activity, acting on the CH-OH group of donors, NAD or NADP as acceptor
Source: RefSeq, a predicted model, not a curated record